ACAAAGCUGUAAAGGUGCGUACGCACAAAAAAAAUCAGAUGUAUGAAUCUCUGCGUACGCAGGAUCCCAAGCAUAUUCUCUUUGUACAUCCCAAUUAACGUGAAAUUGAGCGCACAUGCACGAGCACAACACCCCGCCCUGUCUCCUCCCUCAAUUAAAUAAAUUUUUAUGUGGUAAUGAGUCCACUUUGGCAAAAGCAAGCAGAAAGAAAAUGUCAAAAACAAGCAGCAAGAAACGAAACUUUACUGAAAGUGAAUUGGAGGUGUUACUAUCAGAGGUAGAAACGAGAAAAAAUAUUUUAUUUGGAACUUUGUCCUCUGGAAUUAAUAACAAAAGAAAAAAAAAUGAGUGGGACAGUUUGGCUGAUGCCGUCAACGCGGUGGGAUCGGAAAAUCGCACUGUAAAUGAGCUUAAAAAGAAAUGGUCUGAUAUAAAGGUGGAAGUUAAGCGGAGAACUGCUGCGCACCGACAAAGUGUGGGCAGAACAGGCAGUGGUACAGGGGUCGAUGAACUUACACCCUUUGAGCAGAGAGUUGCCUCUAUUGUGGGCGACACUUUACUCUCCGGAGUAGUAUCCGUUGCGGUGGGAGACUCGGAUUUACAGGACUGCCACGAAGCAGGAACGUCCACUGGCACGCACUCGGAGUCUGCCCCUCCUGAGCAGCCAGGGCCCAGUAUGUCCAGCGUCUCCAGCGUUUUCAGUGUUCCCCCCAGUGCUGAGGCCCGUCCAUCUGGCCGUGUCUUGACGCAUGCUGUUCUGGAGUCACAACAGCAAAUCGUUAGGGCCAUCGGAGAAAUUAACAGUCACCUGAAAAAUAUCACUGACGCACUCACAGACAUAAGCCACUCAUUAAAGGAAUUGGUCAAAAAAUAAACUUGGUC
This is a messenger RNA of Sinocyclocheilus anshuiensis, 882 nucleotides long. RefSeq names its product nuclear apoptosis-inducing factor 1-like. The transcript is spliced from 2 exons. NCBI's taxonomy places the organism in Eukaryota, Metazoa, Chordata, Actinopteri, Cypriniformes, Cyprinidae. The coding region runs from base 116 to 874 and encodes 252 amino acids. Gene Ontology annotation, cellular component: nucleus. The record is from RefSeq and is a predicted model, not a curated record.